GAGCAGCAGUAGGUGGUUUCUGGAAUCCAGCCGGCAGCCUGUUCCGACGCCGUUCCUCUCCAGCCGCGGUGGCGGGCCUUGCGCGCCGGCCCGUCCCGCACCGACACUCCCGUUACGCAACCGCGAGCGGCGCUGCCAGGCAGGGCGCUGGGUCCCGGGGCCGCUUCCCUGCCAGAGACCGUCCCCAGCCCCGUGCCGGGUGGCUCUGUGCGAUUCCCAGGGUGAUUCCCUCCCGGUGACCGUCCCCAGCCCCGUGCCGGGUGGCUCUGUGCGAUUCCCAGGGUGAUUCCCUCCCGGUGACCGUCCCCAGCCCCGUGCCGGGUGGCUCUGUGCGAUUCCCAGGGUGAUUCCCUCCCGGUGACCGUCCCCAGCCCCGUGCCGGGUGGCUCUGUGCGAUUCCCAGGGUGAUUCCCUCCCGGUGACCGUCCCCAGCCCCGUGCCGGGUGGCUCUGUGCCGGCACGAGGCAGGCGCUGUGCCCGGGCACCCUGAGCUGCGCAGGCACCUGCCUGUCCCCCGCAGACCCCUCCUGCUUCCCGCCCAGCCUGUUCGGGGCACUUUGCCUCCCAGGGGAGCCACCCUUUGAAAUAACAAGACGGCUGUCCUGCUGUGCCUCUGGCUUGAGGAAGCAUUCCCGAAGGGAGGCGGGGCCGGGCAGGAUGGCCGGGCUGGUGCUCCCGCUGGGUGCCCGUGAGGAGCUCUGCCUGUGCGGCUGAUGCAGGCGGGGAACGAUGCCGGGAAGUCGGCAGAAUUCUUCGAAAUGCUGGAGAAAAUGCAGGCACCAAAACUGGAAGAACAGAGGUCUGGAGGCCAAAAACACAAGGAAGACUACAUCCCAUACCCCAGCAUCGAUGAGAUCCUGGAGAAGGGUAGCCCAUACCCGCUGAUCAUCCUGCCCCAGUUUGGGGGAUACUGGAUAGAAGACCCAGAAAACCUUGGCACACCCACCUCAUCUGACAGCAGCAUCUGCGAGGAGGAGGAGGAAAACCUCAGCCCCAGCACCUAUGGCUACAAGCUGGAGUGCAAGGGGGAGGCCAGAGCCUACCGCAAGCAUUUCCUGGGGAAGGAUCAUUUAAAUUUCUACUGUACAGCCAGCAGCCUUGGAAAUCUGAUCCUUUCUGUCAAAUGCGAGGAGACAGAUGGCACAGAAUAUUUAAGGGUUAUACUCAGGUCCAAAGUGAAGACAUUGCAUGAAAGGAUUCCGUUGGCAGGAUUCAGCAAACUCCCAAGUAUCCCCCAGAUUGCAAAGGCCUUCUGUGAUGAUGCCUCUGGGCUGAAGUUUAACCCGGUUCUCUACCCCAAGGCAUCCCAGAUGAUAGUGUCUUAUGAUGAGCAUGAGGUCAACAACACGUUCAAGUUUGGUGUGAUCUAUCAGAAGUUCAGGCAGACCCAAGAGGAGGAGCUGUUUGGCAAUAAUGAAGAGAGCACUGCCUUCAAGAACUUCUUAAGUUUUCUGGGAGACACCAUAACUCUCCAGGACUUCAAAGGUUUUCGAGGAGGCCUGGAUGUCAGCCAUGGGCAGACGGGAGUGGAGUCUGUGUACACGGUGUUCAGGGACAGGGAGAUAAUGUUUCAUGUCUCUACAAAGCUGCCUUUUACCGAAGGAGACACACAACAACUCCAGAGGAAGAGGCACAUUGGCAACGACAUUGUGGCAAUUAUCUUCCAAGAGGAGAACACACCAUUUGUGCCAGACAUGAUUGCCUCCAACUUCCUGCACGCCUACAUCGUGGUGCAGGUGGAGAACCCCGAGGCGGACAAUACGGCCUACAAGGUGUCAGUCACAGCCCGGGAAGACGUUCCCUCCUUUGGCCCACCCCUGCCGAGCCCACCGGUGUUCCAGAAGAGCCCCGAGUUCCGGGAGUUCCUGCUGACCAAGCUCAUCAAUGCUGAGAACGCCUGCUGCAAGUCCGACAAGUUUGCCAAGCUGGAGGACCGGACACGGGCUGCCCUGCUGGACAAUCUCCACGACGAGCUGCACGGGCACACCCAGACCAUGCUGGGGCUGGGGCCCGAGGAGGACAAGCUGGAGAAUGGGGGUCAUGGAGGCUUCCUGGAGUCUUUCAAGAGAGCCAUCCGGGUGCGCAGCCACUCCAUGGAGACCAUGGUGGGCAGCCAGAAGAAGCACCAUGGCAGUGGCAUCCCAGGCAGCCUCAGCGGGGGCAUUGCACACAACAGCGGCGAGGUGACCAAGACCACCUUUUCGCCCCCUGUCCCCGCUGUUGCUGCCAAGAACCAGUCCAGGAGCCCCAUCAAGCGCCGCUCAGGGCUGUUCCCUCGCCUGCACACGACGUCAGAGAGCCAGGCGGAGAGCAGGACCAGGUGCGACAGUGUUUCUGGAGCCCAGAAGACACCAGAUUUGGGACAUUCUUCUCAAGAGAUGAAAUCUGAAACCUCAUCCAACCCCAGCUCCCCUGAAAUAUGCCCCAACAAAGACAGGCCUUUUAUCAAGCUGAAAGAGAACGGGCGGUCGAACAUCUCCCGUUCCUCCUCCAGCACCAGCAGCUUCAGCAGCACGGCGGGGGAGAGCGAGACCCUGGAGGAGUACGACAGCGUGGGGAGCCAGCCCUCCACGGCGUCACCCUUCAAGCAGGACGUGUUUGUGUACAGCGCUUCGCCCGGCAGCGAGAGCCCUGGCGCGGGGGCCACGGCCACGCCUGUCAUCAUGAGCAGGAGCCCCACAGCAGAUCUAAAGAACAGAAAUUCUCCAAGGUCCAACCUGAAGUUUCGCUUUGACAAGCUCAGCCAUGGCAGCUCCAGCAUGGGCCACUAGCAGGAGGAAGUCAUGAACUUGUCACAGAAUGUUCAACAAAGGGAAAUCUCUUCAGCCCCCCAUGGGACCACGCAGGCCCCGGCCAUGGGCAGCGAGGUGCCCUCGCCCGCCACACCAGAAAAGAGCUCUCACCUUGCUGCAGUCCUGUCCUGACUGGGACCAGCCACCUUCUCUGUCCCCCUGUGCAGCCCAAGCCCUGUGCCCCCUCUGUGUGCAGGGGGAAUGGGUCCCUGCCUGUGCUGCACCCUCGUGGCCAGGCCGUGUCCCCUUCUGGGUCACCCUGUGCUUGCCCAGGGUGCUGCAGCUGGUGGGCACCGUCCAUCCCCCCAUCCCUGGGCUGCCUGGCAGCUCCUUUUGGGCAGAAGGUCAGCAGGAGAGACCUCCACAUAGUUUAGGUCCCUCCAUGCUUUAUUUGCAGUUAUCAGUGGGGAAUCAGAGGUUUAUGUUUGUUUUUUGCAGGGUGGGGGGUCAGGCCAAAGUUAGGUGUUAGUGGCUCUGGGGCAGUUUGCCCUCCACCAUCAUUUGCUGUUGCUCUUCUCUGGGGACAAUGGGGCAAAACCUCCCUGGGGGGGUCCUGGGCAGCUCUCCCUGGAGUGGAGUCUGCAGGGUCUCUCCAGCCAUCCCCCAGCUCCUAUCUACACCCCAAAACUCUUGGGGCCAAGGCAGCCCCUCGCCCCAGACUUGCUCAGUUUCUUGCACAAGAGGCAGGUGAGUGACUUGGGCCAGGGAGGGGAGCUGGGGACAGCAGCCAGCUCAUCCUCCUUGGCAGGUUCAUCCUCCCUGCUUUGUCCCUGCCUGACACUGAGCACAGGCCUGGGAAAGGUGACCUAAAGCUGUGCUGUAUUACAGCUUUAGCUUUUCUUAGUACUAGAACUGGAAUCAGAGGGGAUUUACCUGGUGGGGUCUGCUUUGCCCUAUGGCUUGGAUCACCAGGCAAGCAAAUGCAUAAAACUCUGGUGAUUUGGGAGGCUUUAGGCUGCUCCAGCCCUUACAGAGUCUGUCCUGCUGCUUUUGAGCAAAUUCUUGUUAUUCUGAAAGGAUUGUAGAUUCUGCAAGGUAACUUUCCCAGAAAUACCUCUCUCAACAUGCCAAGAAAUCCUUUUGCUCUUUUAUGGAACUUCAUGUGAAGUUUCCUGAAUCCCGUCCGUAAAUUUCAGAUUGCUCAUAGGUUUCCCUUACCCAUUUUCUGGAAGAUAGGCCAUGAUGCUGCAGAGAUAUUCCCCCCUGUACCCCAGCCUGUGACCUUUGGACAUUAUGAAAUCAGGCUCUCAGUCUCAAGUGAACACAGUUCUUCAGGUUUGUGAUUCCUGCUGAAAACAGGACUUUGAGUGCCAAAGCCACCUUCCCCCAGUGGGUGCUCCAAGAGGCCCAAAGUACCUGGCAGAGGUUUCAGAGGCAGGGGAGCAGCUCCUGGAGCAGCCCUGGGCAGUGCCCUGGCUGGGGCUCCCCUCUCUCUGGGGCAAGUGCUUAUAGGAUCCACCAUCACCUGCCCUCCUCCCUGUGCUCUCCCCAGCCAGAGAGGAGCCCAGGUGAGCAGGACGUGCUGUGCUCACCCUGGUCCUGCAGGGAGGAGCUCUCCAAGCCUUACAAGCCGGUUCACACAGCUGCUGGAAUUAAUCCAUGGGGCAAGGCUGUAGCUAUGAUGGAGGGGGAACCAGGUUAAAGAAGGAGAACAGUUGUGAAAAGGCAGGGAACAGUUUCACCGGCCCUGAGUGCUGUGUGAGACUAGUAAAUAUCAAUAACUCCCAUGGGGAUGCUCCCUCUUGCUCCCUCCAGUUGCAUUUCAGUAGGGUUUAAGCCUUGGGUUUCCUUUGGAAGAGGAGCAUGCAGUGUGCUCAGCCCAGCCUGUAGCUGUAGGUGUCUCAGGAUCACACACUCUGCUGUUCAGCACUUGUUUGAUGAUGCUUCAGUAGCACUUUCAAACCCACCCCUAAUUCUCCUCUUAGAAGCUUUGGUCUGAUUUCCUGAGGCUGCACAAACACUGACUGGUGCAAUGACUUGCUCCCAGGGUCUGCUCUGGGUUUUUUCCCUCUGAGAAGUCACUCGGUUCUGUAGAUGUUGUCAUUCCGUGGGUGUUGAUCUCCAUGAGAUCUUUCAGCAGAUGAUGCAGUGGCUACUGUCAGCUGGUUUGCCAUUUUUGGUUGUUUUGUUGUUUUUUUUUUUUUUUUCCACUUGAAACUGUGGCUUUCCUUUUUGACCUAGAUUGAUUUGGGAGUUAUUCGAAUGGGACUAACAGGCAGAACAGUGUGAAGCCUCAGGGAGAGUUGCAGUGCUCUGGGCUUGUCUCUCUGCCAGCCCACCGGAGGGGCCGGGCUCUGGACGAGGUUUGGCUCCUGCGGGACGUUUCCGAGGCCUGGAACCCAGCGGCUGGGUGUGCCUGCCCCGCUCCGCUCCCGCCCUGGAGUGCCCCGGGGCGCCGCUGGGCUCAGCAGGGCUCCUGGCACAUCCCGGGCACUUCUGCGCUUCCAGCGGCGGGCGGAGGUGUUCCUGUGUACAUUUUGCAAAAUGUUUUGUGCUUAUAAGUGACACACAUCUAUACAUAUAUAAAAGGGAGAUAUAUAUAUAUAUGUAUGUAUAAAAUAUAUAUAUUUAUAUAUAUAAAGGAAAGGAUCCUUAACUGACACUAGAAUUACUGGGCAGUGCAUUUUCCUUUCUGACUCCACUGUUUCCAUGCAUUCAGCUUCUGCCCUCCUCAGAAGUGACAUGGCACAGGGAGCAGAGGGGGCUCAGAAACGCCUUAGGGGGGUGAUGAGGCAGCCCCCGCUGUGUCUCUCUUGCUGGGGUCUCUGAGCCCCUCUGCAGAGGCGUCUCUGUUGCUGCGGUGCUCCCCCUCUGCCGGGUUCGGGUCCUGCCUGCUCGUGCUGCAGCCCCUCGGCUCAGGCCAGCUCAGGUGCAGCUGCACACCUGGCGCCGCUGGCUCCGAGUCCUUGUGCCGGGACCUUUCCCCUGCGGCGGCAUCGCCUCCCUCCGGGUCCGGUGCGCAGCUGCCUUGGCCGGGCUUCCCUUCAGGAAAGCACUUGGCACGCACUUGCAUCUUCUUGAAACCCCACAGAGCCAAAGCACAACACGGAAUUGCUUUUUCUGAGGGAAGCAAGGCGUCCUAAGCACAAACUCCGUUUCUUCCCAGAGUUUUGAGGGUCUUCAAGAACGGCAGGUGAGGGGCCUAGGGAUCUCUCUGCCACCAAGGGCUGUGCCUGAGGCCGGGAUCUCUUGGCUGCAGGAGGUGCUCGGUGCCGGUACCGCCCCAAGGCCGGGGCAGAGCCCGGCACCGCUGCGGGUCCCGCCUGCGCUCUCGCCGCUCCGCUGCCGCUGCAGCCCCAACUCCAGCCCCAACCCAACUCCAGCCCCAACCCAACUCCAGCUCCCAGCCCCAGCCCCAACUCCAGCCCCAGCCCCAGCAUGCUUUCGUCGCCUUCAAUGAAUGUAGCGCUGCCGAUGUCCUGCAAAGGGAAUGCUGGAUUUAUAGCACAGAAUGUGAAGAGAGUUUAUAGAGUGAAAAUAAAUCUUGGAGAAAUGUACCUGACAAAGUUUAUUUUUGAUGUAGAGAGGCAGUGCUUUGUAGUUUCUGGUGACCUAUGUUUGUUGUAAAUAGUGUAUAUUUAAUUUAUUGCUAUGGUAGCAGAUUGUUAUGUAUAAAACUAAAGGUUCACAAAUGUAUAUUUUGUUGCUUAAAUGUGUCUUUGCAAAAUUCACAAUAAAUAACAUAUUUUGUGUCCAUA
Serinus canaria (Common canary) is the source of this 6490-nucleotide messenger RNA. It is a transcript of the gene RAP1GAP2, whose product is annotated as RAP1 GTPase activating protein 2. The coding region runs from base 714 to 2771 and encodes 685 amino acids. The transcript has 23 exons. Gene Ontology annotation, molecular function: GTPase activator activity. Gene Ontology annotation, biological process: activation of GTPase activity; regulation of small GTPase mediated signal transduction. The record is from RefSeq and is a predicted model, not a curated record. Gene Ontology annotation, cellular component: plasma membrane; cytoplasm. NCBI's taxonomy places the organism in Eukaryota, Metazoa, Chordata, Aves, Passeriformes, Fringillidae.